UUUGCGUUGCUCCUGCUUGCGUGUUGAUAAGCCUGAUAGAGCGCCGGCAUUAUAUGUUGUAUUAUACAAUUAUCUUGUUUGCUGGCAGGGGUGGGUGGCGAAGAAUACGAGGGUGAACAAACACACAUAUAUAUUUGUAGAUAGGUCGCUUACUCAUUGCCUCUCUCAUAUUGGACAAUUGGCCAGCCGUCGUUGUCGCUUGGAAUUUUGCAUAAUAUUAUUUGCAUUGGAGAGCCAAAUACAAAAAAAAAAGGCAAAAAUCUCAAAUAUUUCUUCACUAAUUAAUGCAAACAACAACAAACAUGUCGACUAAAUUUUUAGCGGCUUUAACAGGUUUUCCAGCGGGAAAGCCGCAUGUAUAUACACACAUGCUAGCGCACUCGCACUCACACACAUGUGCGUCUGAGCGACACGACACUUAUAGGCGAGGCACUGUGAGACUGGAAAGCCGCACACACACAGACAGCUGUUGUCUCUCUCACACAUCGUACAAACCACCACCGCCGCUUGAUAGGCAUGAGCAUGCAAAGUGUUUCAGCGGUUCAUUUCCAGUUACGUACUCACAAAUGCCAGUCGCAGACUCGCGUCGUUUCAUCGUCUUCGUUUCUCUCCGUGUGUGUGUGCGUGUAGUUUCUGUGCAGCUUACUGCCACUUAAUAUAUCCAUAUUAAUAUUAUUUAAACAUCCGAUUCAUAUUCCAACAUAAAUUGUGUAUCAAGUGUGCCACAAUCUAAACUACAGCCCUGCACAUAAAAUCCAAGAAAAAACGAAAAAAAAAUACCCGACAACGAAGCAAACCAGUCGAAGAAGAAGAAGCAGAAAAAAAGCAGCAGCAGCAGAAGAGAAAGAAGAAAAAACCGGUGGUUAGCGCAUACUCUUCUCUUGUCUGCGUUCCGUUCUACGUGCUGCGUCGUGAGUGUGUUUGUGUUGGUGGUUCACACACAGUUUGUAAAUUAAAUAUAUAUUGUAUAUAUAUAUUUGGUGCUGCCUGCCAUAUAGAAAGAAAUUUGUAUUUCGAUAAAAUACAUAGUGUGCUUCAUAAUAGUGCCUACUGCCAGUAAUAAAUACACAUACUAAAAACGUAUCUCAUCUGCCAACGCAAAGUCCAAGUGUAAACACUUAACAAACAACACCCACAACAACAACAAGUACAACAAGAAGAAGAACAAGCAAAGCACAAAAAUGACGACCAGCAUUCCACAAGGUACACUUUUGGAUGUACUCAAGAAGAAAAUGCGUCAGACCAAAGAAGAAAUGGAAAAGUAUAAAGAUGAAUGCGAGGAAUUUCACAAGCGACUCCAGCUUGAAGUUGUGCGACGCGAAGAAGCCGAAUCUGAGGUUGCUGCAUUGAACCGUCGCAUUCAAUUGCUCGAAGAAGACUUGGAGCGCUCUGAGGAGCGUUUGGGUUCCGCCACAGCCAAGCUGUCGGAAGCCUCUCAGGCCGCCGAUGAGAGCGAACGGAUACGAAAAGCGCUUGAAAAUCGCACAAAUAUGGAAGAUGACAAAGUAGCUCUAUUGGAGAACCAAUUAGCACAAGCAAAAUUAAUUGCUGAAGAAGCUGAUAAGAAAUAUGAAGAGGUGGCCAGAAAAUUAGUGCUCAUGGAACAGGAUCUGGAGCGUUCCGAGGAAAAAGUUGAGCUUAGCGAAAGCAAAAUUGUGGAGCUUGAGGAGGAGCUGCGCGUUGUUGGCAACAACUUGAAGUCCCUGGAAGUCUCUGAGGAGAAGGCCAACCAACGUGAGGAAGAGUACAAGAACCAAAUCAAGACCCUGAACACUCGUCUAAAGGAGGCUGAGGCACGCGCUGAAUUCGCUGAACGUUCCGUUCAGAAAUUGCAGAAGGAAGUCGACAGGCUCGAAGACGACUUGGUGAACGAACGCGCUAAGAACAAACUGCUGCAGGAGGAGAUGGAAUCCACUUUACAUGACAUACAGAACAUGUAAAAAACAAUAAUUUGCUUAUGUAAAUUAACUAAACUGCCUGCUUUGACGUCAAUACAGAAAACUGGCGCUUUCCAUAUUAUAAUAAUAGAAACACACACACACAUACACAAUUUCACACACACAAACACGCACACAUUCUGAGACACACAGGACAACGUCAAGUGUCUUCCAUGCAGAUAAUAACGAGUGAACGCCAAUUUUGAUAAACUCUAAAUGAAAUGAAAACGUUAAUUAUUAAGCGGUAAACUCAAAGAAAAGCAGUCGAGAAAGCAAAAACUAUUACGAUAACAAAAAAAAAAAAGACAAAACAAAACAAAACGUUCUCUUGUAGCAAGCGCAUUCCAAAUUUACACAUCUAUACAUUCUAUGUGAAAAUGUAUUUGCAGAUAUUCAUAUUUUUCAAGCAGCGCAAGCCGUGAUUGAGCGCUGUCCGCGUUGCGCUGUGAAUGGCAGCGCUUGAUCGAUAUCAUGUAAAAUGGCAAACAUAAAGAUACAAAAUAACAACAAAAAAAGAAGAAAUGGCGGCACUUUUAAAACUUGUUGCUUUACAAUACUGUUGCAAUAUUUUGUUUUAACUUUUUCUUUCAUUUUGCUUUUGCUACCUUUAUUUUGUUUUGAUAUUGAUUGAAGUAUAACUAUAUUAUAGAAAACAACUACUUUCAAAUUAGUUCUGUGUAUAAUUAUUUAUACAUAUGUAUGUAAAGUAAAAAAAAGAAAGGAAAGAUUCUGUUUGUAUUUUUGUCGCCAGCUAAACUUACUGUAUUAAUUAUGCUAAUAUUUACAUUGUUUAUACAAUUUAAACAAAUCGUGUUUGCAAAACGUUGUGUAAUAUUUGCUUACUUAUAAGUUGGCACGCCUUUAUUAUUUAGACACAAAUUCAAAGCAAAUACAUAAACAAAUAAUAAUAAUAAAAAAAACCAAUCCAAAAUGACACGCACAUAGCGCACAUCAUUCCAAUUUCAAGCAUUCAUAACUAGACCGUUCUUAACACCUUUUCCACUAUAUACAUUUAUUAAAUUUAAAAAAAAUAAAUAAUCAAAAAUCUAA
Messenger RNA from Drosophila grimshawi, 2987 nucleotides. It is a transcript of the gene Tm1, whose product is annotated as tropomyosin-1, isoforms 9A/A/B. The record is from RefSeq and is a predicted model, not a curated record. The transcript has 8 exons. Gene Ontology annotation, biological process: muscle contraction; actin filament organization. Gene Ontology annotation, cellular component: actin filament. NCBI's taxonomy places the organism in Eukaryota, Metazoa, Arthropoda, Insecta, Diptera, Drosophilidae. Gene Ontology annotation, molecular function: actin filament binding. Bases 1182 to 1940 code for a protein of 252 amino acids.